This is a messenger RNA of Paramacrobiotus metropolitanus, 1025 nucleotides long. RefSeq lists its product as uncharacterized. The record is from RefSeq and is a predicted model, not a curated record. The transcript has 3 exons. Lineage: Eukaryota; Metazoa; Tardigrada; Eutardigrada; Parachela; Macrobiotidae. The coding region runs from base 183 to 716 and encodes 177 amino acids.
AGACAGUACGAAGCGGAAAGCUUUGAUGUGCCCGUUCCAGUAUGAAUAUGCUCCACGUGAGCAGUAGAAAAAUUUUUUAGAGGGCCGCAUAAAACUUAUACCGACAUAAGUGAGCUGUAUACCUGCUUCCGUUUACUCUGCUUCGAACUGUGCAAUUAUAGCGAACCGUGUUACCUACCAAAAUGUUCGCCUGCAAACAUGCCAUCAUGUCGGUGUGGUUGAUUGUUGGAUGGUUCUUCUGCGUUCCGCAAACUGUAUCAGCAGUCAAGCCGAUCGCAUGUAAAGCAUGCUCCUCUUCUCAUGCCUUAUCGGCAUGUGGAUAUCCCGUCAAAAUGGCGGAUUUGGCGUCCAACAACACUGAACUGAUUAAUUUGUAUUCUGUCGUCUGUUUUCAUGGCUGUGCUCAGCAGAUCUUUACAGAUGGUCGCUCGCAGUACGUGGCGUUCGGUUGCGUUGAUACCGGCUCUCCACUGGACCAGUUUGGACUGAAUAUGACCAACUGCCCCAGUUCAUCAAACGGUCAGAACACUGCGCCGAAGAAGAUGGGUCGUUUUACGGUAUCACACUGCUUUCGCUGCGACGAGGAUGAUUGCAACGAUCCUGCCAUUAACAGUCCAGUGCGCGGUGCACCACGCUCGUGGCCUCCAGUGGAAGCCAAUCCAACCGGCAUCGUAGCGCGGGUCAAAGGAAUUUUAAAGUCGAUUCGGUUCACAUAAAAAAGGGUACUCGCAGUGUAUACUAAAGGAAGUGCAGAAAUUUCUUUAAAAAGAUAGCUUGGUAGUAGCGAUCGAAUUCUUAUACCAGCGCUGUUCCGUUGCAACUACGGGCUUCUACAGUUUCCGUUAUUGUUGCUUGCAUUUGCUUCAGUCGUAUUAGAUUAAUUUUUAUAAGCGCAAUUUUACAUUGUGCAAAUGUUCCACGACCCACUGGUGCUAUACGGUUUGUUUGGCUCAGAUGCCAAUCUGAAUGCUGUCCACAAAUGGAUAAACUUUUUAUCAUGUCGAAGGAAAAAAAAACAAACGUAA